AUGAUCGAGUAUGAGGAUGGCUUGCAGAUCCUCUGUCGGCUACGAGGCUCUGUCUUUCCUUUGGCCUUCUUGCUCACUCUGCCCAGUGUUAUACUCACUGGCGCUUGGUGCUUGCUCAUCAAUGACGUGACCGAGACCAGCGAGGUGUUGGAGACCAUCGUCCAAGAUGACUUUAAUAAGAGCCAGGUGUGGAGUGCCCUCACAGCCUCCUUGUCGUUGCUCAUCGCCUUCCGCACGCGGCAGGCUUUGCAGCGCUUUUGGGAAGGCACCACCCUGAUGCAUCAAAUGCGAGGCGAAUGGUUCGAUAGCGUGAGCUGUUUGAUCUCCUUCUCCCGGGCGGCUCGAGACACCAAACCGGUGGAAGUUCAACAGUUCCGCGAUGGGCGUCUCUUGCAGAAGCGGCUGUGGGCCCUCCGCCAUGCGCUGGAAGCCGCCGACGCGGAGCAACGCCGGCAGGCCAUCGAGAAGCGUUUGUCUCCCCAGCUUCGGCAAGAGCUCUUGUGGCUCAUGGAGAAAGUCCCCAGCUCGCGCGAGCCGCGAGGAGUGCCAAAGAUGAGAUCUCAGGAUCCAUCUCGGGUUCGUGCCAGUUUGUGGACGGUGCGGACUUCAAAGGGUCGCUACCAUGCAGCACGGCUCACCUUCUCCGGCGUGGUGAUUGCCACCCGGGCCACGGCUUCGAAGGCAGAGGCCUUGCGCCUCCGUCGCCGGGUGGAGGACUUGGCGCAGAGAGCCGUUCGAUCAGGGUGCCCCAUGGAUGGGCCCUUGGAAGGUUUCCGCACUGCUGUGAACUGCGCAGCAGAUUUGGACCUGGGACUCAACUUCCGCUUGGUGCUGGACCUGCGCCGAUACGUGGGGCGCAAAAUCCAGUCGCCUGUGUUGGGCUCCAUCGAAGACGUCCUGCGCUUGCGGGAACGUUUGAUGGAGGCACAGAAGGGUGAGAAAGCUUGGCCGGCUUUGCGGCGUGAGUGGGUCGCCUGGAUGACCUGCCCUCGGCGCCGACGCUGGAAGUCCUGCUCACGGUCCCAUCGAGAGGCUGAGGAGCUCAUUGAGAAGGCGGAGGCUGAGUGGAACGUGACCAAGGCCAAGAAGCUCCGAGAUGCUCGGCAGGCGCUGCGCCUGGCGCGCGCUGCGCGCGACGCAGAGGGCGCGCUGCUGGCGGAGCAGCGGGUGAAGCCACUGAAGCGGCUUGGUAGGAUGGGCUUGACCAUCGGAUGGGUGAUGCGCUCUUUCCAACAUGAUCAACCCAGUCCUGGAGUCCUCUCCACUGCGCUUGGCAACACCUUGGUCCGCCUGGCGAGCGUCAUGCACGGUUCGGCCUUGGACGAGAUUUGCGGCGAAGGAGCCGCCGGACAGGUUUGCAUGGACAUCACCGGUCUCGACAUCGACACCCUCAGAUUUCUCAGGGACUGCUAUGAUGUUUAUGGCUUCAACAAGGUCGAAGCUCUGCAGCACAUGAUCCAGAAUUUGGUGACCUACAACCAACAGAUCGGAGUGUUGACCAUUCCCCCUCCCAUCCUUUCGCGAGUCUAUCAGACACUCUCGCGAGGCUUUGUGAACCUGCUCAAUGCCAAGAAGAUUGCAGACACACGGUUUCCCUUUCCCUGGGCUCAGAUUAUCACCAUGCUGAUUGUGUCUUAUUGCAUCUCAACGCCUUUGGUGGUCUCCGCGAUUAUUAAGCAAUAUGCAUGGGCGAUGUUGGUGACCUUCAUUCCGGUCUUCAGCAUCAUCGCCCUGAACAUCGUUUGCGCACAACUGGAAAUGCCCUUUGGCAGCGAUGCCAACGAUUUGCCGCUGCAGCAUUUCCAGGAGGAGAUGAAUCGGGGGUUGCUGCUGUUGAUCCACGAGAUGACGGAUCACAUCGUUUUGACACGCGACAAUGCGGUCAAGGAUCAUAACUCAUUGAUGAGGUGUGUGAGUCGAGAAUUGCGGGGCAGCGUUGUGGCAGUGAGAAGUACCAUGACUGGGGCAGCCUACUUAGAAGUGGAAGCAGACGAAGAUGUGGGCGACGACACUGCGGCAGUCCCCCGCGAGAGCCGAGUGCUCAAGGUCAAGGAGGUUGACCCGAAGGAGAAGUUGAAAGAGGAGAAGGCCCUCAGCACGCUGGACGCCCAAAGUACGAGACGAAAUGCCGACUUGCUCAACCAUCAGCUGACCGAAAUCGCGCAAAACACGCAUGCCUUGGAGGCGAACACGAAGGCGCUUCGAUCCCUCGCCAGCCUUUUCGACUCGGUGGAUGUGAGCAGUGAAGCUCAAGCAACGCCGGACAACGGACGGCAGCUGCUGAGAGAUCUACGGAACUUGCUCACGCGCGUCCAGGUGGAUGAUCCAGGCCCCGUGGUGAACGCCCAAAGCGCCUUCUGCGCGCGAUGUGCCUGCGAGACGUCCCCGGGAUGA
Durusdinium trenchii is the source of this 2394-nucleotide messenger RNA. The record is from the annotation of a GenBank genome assembly. NCBI's taxonomy places the organism in Eukaryota, Dinophyceae, Suessiales, Symbiodiniaceae.